UAACCAGUCUUGUUCAGUACAUGACAACACAUCCGGGUAUCUCAAGCACCCCGGUAAAACACAAGAGUUGCAGUAAUGAACAUUUACCAACAGAUGGCAUCACUGUGCCAUCUUCCACCCAUAACAGAGGCGUGCCUAAACGGUCACUUUUCCAACAGUGUGUUGAAGUGGCUGACAGCGAGCAGACUAGUAGCAUGCCCCGUUAAUGAGGCAGCUGGAGUUGUAUAGUAUUUCUCCGACCCAGACAAAAAGAUGAUAGUGAAGUUUAUCUGUGCGGUUGUUACCCGGUCGCUAUUCCUCCUCAUCUCUCUGAUAGGAGUAUGGAGGGUGGUCUGGGUUAAGAAUAAUGCUCUUUAUUGGUUCUUGACGAUCCUUUAUCUUCCGCUGGUGGUCGAGAUGAUUUUAACCCUGAAGAGAAAAAAAUUACAGGAUUAUAAAUGGUUUUCUCCUGCCAUCUUCCUGUUCCUCAUCAGUAUCAUUCCAUCUCUAUGGAUUCUAGAGUUACAUCAUCAACAGAACAAAGCUACUGAUUCCAGGUGUGACAAACUGGAUUCAUCUGAAAACAUAAAGAGCCUGUUAAACAUGUGGAGAGGGAAUUCCACCAAUGGCAGCGAGACGUUACUCCAGGGUUCAGUAUCUCUGUUGUCGUCAGUGUGCGCUAACGACUGGAUCCUGGCCCUGCACCAGACCCUGUUGAUCCUGCUGGUCAUAGGGAAGUGGCUGCUCCCUGUUGCAGGAGGGGUGACCAGGGAUGAACUGUCUCAGCUCCUCCUCCUCUUUGUAGGCACUGCCGCUGACAUCCUGGAGUUCACCUCAGAGACACUGUUGGAUGUCAACAGGAGCAGCAGCAGCUACAUCUGCACGGAGCUGUCAGUCUGCACGGAGCUGUCAGCUUUAUUACUGCCACUUUUAGUGAGUUUGGUACACAUCCGACCUGAUGAAUAUUCAGAGGGGGACCAGGGUGUGUCUCUGCUGGCCAGACUAAGGACAGAUAUCUGGAGCAUGGUGGAGAGCCUCUUCGUCCAGGACGGACCCUUCCUGGUGGUCCGCCUCACCCUCAUCCUCUACUUCCACGUCAUACACCAGAUGCUCAUCUUCUUCGCCAUCAAGAACUUCCUGGUGGUCAUUCUGAACUUCUACCGUCUGUUUGCCAUCUAUUGCGACUACAAGGCUUCAGGUUGAUCUGGGGUUAUUGUCACAACUUCCUCCGAAGUCGGUCCCUCUCCUUGUUCGGGCGACGUUCGGCGGUCGACGUCACCGGUCUUCUAGCCAUCGCCGAUCCACCUUUCAUUUUCCAUUUGUUUUUUGUCUUGUCUUUCCACACACCUGGUUCCAAUUCCAUUCAUUACAUGUUGUUUAUUUAACCCCAUGUCCUUGUCCGGAAUUAUGUUUGUAAGUGCUUGUGCACGUUAUGCCGGUGUGCGACGGGUUUUUGUACCAUUUAUUGAUUGUUCUGUUUUCCGGUGGUUUUUAUGAUUAAACUGCGCCGUUGGAAACACUG
Oncorhynchus tshawytscha (Chinook salmon) is the source of this 1501-nucleotide messenger RNA. Its product is annotated as transmembrane protein 26-like. The record is from RefSeq and is a predicted model, not a curated record. Bases 253 to 1182 code for a protein of 309 amino acids. Lineage: Eukaryota; Metazoa; Chordata; Actinopteri; Salmoniformes; Salmonidae. The transcript has 8 exons.